AUGCCCAGAUCCAAGCGUUCCAAGCUUGUGACCCUAUCAAAAACUGAUAAAAAGGGUAAAGAAAACAAGGAAAAAACUUUUGAAGCUGUGAGGCAGUCGUUGGAUCUGUUUAGGUACGCUUUCGUGUUACUGCUAGGCGACAUUAGAAGCAAUUUUCUUCAUGACAUUCGGAGCGAUUGGAACGGCUCAAAACUUAUUUUAGGCAAGAGAAAGGUCUUACAAAAAGCGUUGGGGGAGAGUGUUGAGGAUGCUUAUAAGGAGAGGUCGAACGAGCUUGCUGAGAUCCUAGUGGACCAGACGGGUCUUAAUGCGCUCUUGUUUACUGACGAGACACCGGAGAAUGUCGAAGCUUACUUCGCAGCUUUUGUGAAGCUUGACUUCGCCAAAGCAAAUAACAAAGCCCCUAUCGACUUCACCAUUCCCCAGGGUAUUGUCUAUUCCAGGGGUGGGCAAAUUCCGAUCGAAGAGGAUGUGCCAAUGUCGCAUUCUAUGGAGGUGACUUUAAGAACAAAAUAUAAGAUACCAACAAAGAUCCAAGGGGGAAAAAUUUACUUAGAUGAGCCAUUUAUUGUAUGCAAAAAAGGAGAGCGUUUGGAUGUUGUGAAGGCGUUGAUUUUAAAGCAAUUUGGAGUUGCUGCUACGGAAUUCAAGACAAAUCUCCUUGGAUAUCUUGAUACAUCAAAUAGUUUCUGCAAACGAUACUGA
Molecule: messenger RNA, 705 nt
Organism: Candidozyma auris
Lineage: Eukaryota; Fungi; Ascomycota; Pichiomycetes; Serinales; Metschnikowiaceae
Gene: MRT4
Product: Mrt4p
Exons: 1
Coding region: 1-705 (234 amino acids)
Biological process (GO): rRNA processing; ribosomal large subunit assembly; ribosomal large subunit biogenesis
Cellular component (GO): nucleolus; preribosome, large subunit precursor
Molecular function (GO): RNA binding
Source: RefSeq, a predicted model, not a curated record